Messenger RNA from Lymnaea stagnalis (great pond snail), 8909 nucleotides. Lineage: Eukaryota; Metazoa; Mollusca; Gastropoda; Lymnaeidae. The record is from the annotation of a GenBank genome assembly.
GGGGUUUGCCAAAAAGCGUCGAGAUAACCGAUGAGUGAGAUAACUGAGGAGAAAAGGCUGAGACAAAACAAAGAGAGAAUUUGGCGGUUCCAAAAAAACUUCAACACAACAGGGUUGGUGAGUUAACCGAGGUCGAGAUAAGCGGGUUCGACUUUUUUCGAGUAGUAAGUUUAGUAAUCGUAGGUCUUGUAACUUGAGAAAUGUUUUCAUCAGCAUGAUUUUGAAGUCAAAACUUGUCAAAAUCACAUUUAUAGUUAUAGUAGCAAAGUGGCACAGUGAUUUAUUUAUUUUAAAAGGCUUUUAAAUUUUAGGGUACAGGUAAUGAAAACAUUUUAUAACCAGAUUACCAGGGUACUGGUAAUGAAAACAUUUUAUAACCAGAUUUUUCAGUAAUACAGUGGCAUACAUUGCCGGCCUUACUGCUAACCGAAAUCCAGCUAAAAUUUCGAUGUAUACUUCUUUAGUAUUCUUAUAAUAAAUUAAAUAGGCUCAUAGUAAGUUUAAAAUUUAUUGCGCAAGCACAUUAUGAGUCACACGCUGGGAUCCCGACUCUAAAAAAUACAGGUACCGUGGUUAAAAUGAAUGCUUCAAAAUACAGGGAUUGGAUAUAUGAAAACCGUUUAAAAAUGUACAUAAAUCGCCUUUCAUACCCGUAGUGUCCAUUUCGUAUUUAGAGUAAAAUAAGUGAAUAUUUAUUUUUAAAAACUUCAGGCUGAGGAUUACCGGUACCGGGUAUUCUUCCAGACUAACUGAUGGAGACACUGACACAUUUGUAAAAAUAGAAAUGGCUUUAAUUUGGAAACUGUGGUUCUAGAUGAAAAUAUCAUGAAAUUGCAUUCAAUGCCAAAGGCCAGUAGCUUAAGGUCUAUUCCUUUGACCACUGUAGAAUCAUUUGCACUCAAAAAUAAGCAAUCAAACAUUAGAUACAUCAAUUGUACAAUCUCAAUAUUUAAAUUUGACUAAAGAUUAAGCAAACAGUUCAAACACAUUUUAAUUUGUUUUAUAAACCUGUGAAACAACCUACACCAAGGACCCAGUCCAUCUCAAACACAGACUUCCAUGAUGGACAGACUGUGCUCGGGGAGGUGGAGGGGUUGUAUUUACUCAAAUUUCUUUUAAUGAUAGAUGGUUGUUGUUGAGGUAGGCCCUCUUGUUAUCUAUCAAUUCAAAGUAUACUCAACAUUUUAUUUCAUUAUCAUCAAUUAUCAAUAGUAAUUAAUACUAUCUAUAGCACUAAUAGCAGUGCUGUCCACCUCGCUGGUCACAGCUUGAGAAAUUUGUAUGAUAUGUGUAGAAAAUAAAACACUUUAGAGUGAAAAUAUUUUCAAACCACAUUCAUUAAUUUAGUAUUGUUGCGAAAUUAUGUGAGAGCAUAGGAGAAGUUGUAAUAUGGAAAAGUGGGAGGAAACAAUAGCUAAGGAGUAAGAUGGUUAGAGUUAGUCUGAGGUAGUACCAGUAGUAAUUUAUGUUAAGCACAUAAGCGGUGCAACCAUUUGGGUGCCAUAAAAUUGAAUACUAUCUUCUCGUUCUUUUUGUUAGUUGUUGUGGGGUAUCAGGUAUAAUUACACUAACAACGUUGGGAAAGAUGAAUAGGAAAACCAAAAGUAGCUAUUUGGUAAUUGUAAAAAUUCCAAUCCCCAAAAAACUCGACCAAGUAAUAAGUGAUUGUAAUAUGAAAUAGAUAGGUGAGCACCUCAAGUUAACUACGGUACCUGUACUGCACUUUGUAGGAUGAUAAUAAUAUGACAGGAAGUCAGAGGAUUUGAGAUAGGAGCUGGGGCACUAGAGGUGUCACAAUUGGAUGAUGAGGAUGGGCAGUGUCAACUAUUUAUGGUACCAUGUUAUGUUAUUAAACAUGUAGUUUAGCCAGGUAUAGGAGAGUGUGUAUCCAUCCUGUAUUGUUGUGACGUUGGGGGACAAAUAGAUAGUAUUCAGAGAAAGGAGUAUGAGAUGUUCAAUGGGUAGAAAACAGGACACAAGCUGUGUUUGUUUGUAGUUAAUGCAUUUCAGUCAGGGCUGAAUUGUGAGAGACAGUCGAAACGAUUCCUGAAAGUAUUUUUUAUAAACAAAAAUAAGAAAACGUGGCCAAAUGACAUAUGUUUCUUCUGAUGGCUUUCCACAACUAUGGAUAUGUUGGAACGAAAUUUUGACCUUGUUUUUGGAAUCACCCUACUUCAGUGAUGCUGGAUCCUCCUUAAUUACCAACAUUAAGUCCAAAAAAUUAAAACUUCGACUGUUGAAAAUUUAAAAAAUCUAAUGAAAGCUACCGAUAACUACCUCAAAAUAGGAAAAUUGAUAGUACAAUUCAAAACAAAAUAUAUCUUUAAAAGGGGGGUCAGUUUUUAUUCCCUUCAUUUUUUUCUUAAUGAGCCCAUAAUGCCACUGGAUAUAUGAGGCUUUAUGCAUACGGGAAGAAGUAUUAAUUAAGUGAAUGUUUUCUAAAAAGUGAAGAACAAAAAUUCUUUCUUUGCAGACCUCAACUUAGCAGAACAUUUUUUUUUUUUUUGGCCUACCCAGUCAAAAAGAUUGGACAGCACUGAUCUAUAGUGACCAUAGUAAUCAUAUUCGUGCUCAUAGUUCUACUAUUCAUUGAAUUGAUAGAUACUGGUAACAAGAGAACCUACCUCAAUAAAAACCAUUUAUCUUGAAACAAAUUUUACAACAAAAAUUAACUUCAGCCUCAGGGCAGAAAUCUCAUUUGGUGAUUUAUAAUUCUAUUGUAAUAAUAAUAUAUUAUAACUGAGAUCUUUUCUGUGAUUCUAAUUGAAAAUGUCAAUAUCUAGAUGACAGCAGAUUGGUAAUUUAAUUCAAAAUUCUUGUAAAAUUCUAUUUUUUAAUCUUAGAGGCUAGCUAAUAACUUUCACUGCUGGCAGUUUGAUUUAGUUAAUCCUAAGUCAAUGUGUAAAUUUUUUUUUAAAGUUAGUCUUUAAAGGGGAGAUACAAGCAAAUACCAGUAAGGUAAUUAAAAAUGUUAAAAUACAAGUAAGCACUCGGUACGUUAGGACCUAAUGACCUUAUCCAAGACCCUAAAAUACAGAUUUGACUUCUACUGUCAUGGAGUGAUGACAGAAAAUUACAAUUUUAUAGGACCUACACAUUUUUAAAAAGUUAAUAAACCUAUGAUUAUGAGAUCUAUCAUAAUUUCACUUAAAUUAUUUUGCAUUGGUUUUAUUUUAAAUGUGUUAUGUGAACCAUAUUAUCUGUAAGAUAACCAAAGUUUAAACAAAAUUAACUUGAUUAUUCAAAGUAAAUUUGUAAUCUUAGCCUUUUAUAACAUAACUUUUUUAAUACUUCUAUAGGUGAAUGAUUGCCCCAAAGACUUGCAAUUUGAUGAUCUUGUAACUACAAUACAAUGCCAUCCAAUUGAAAAUAUCAUAGCCUGUGGAAAUAUUGGAGGAGAUAUUUUUCUGUAAUACUUCUAUCAAUCAAUGAUUGAUAAUUUAUUUUUAAAAAGAUAAUUUAAAAUAUAUUUUUAAAAAAAAUUUAACUUCUUCAUUUAUCAAUGUCAAUAACAUAAGGACCUUUUCUAUUUUAUUUAAAACUUCAUGCUCAUAAGGAAUUUAAGUUAUGAAAUCUAAAAAUUGGUUUAUCAGGAAACAUUUGUGACUUUUAUUUUUGCAAUCAGUAUAUGUCUAUUAAAUGCACAGAGUCUACCAUAAUGAAUGCAUUUUUUUACCAUAUUUGCAGACAUUCCUUCAGCAACACUGAAGACAACAAAGAACUACAUAAAUUUAUUCACCACAAAAAAGCUUGUAGAGUGUUGCGUUUUUCUGAAGAUGGCAGGCGGUUAUUUUCAGUUUCCAAGGAUAGGUCACUGUAUUGUGUGGAUGUUGAAACAGGAAAAUUGAAGAAGAAAAUAAAAAAGGCACAUGAGUAUGUCAGGAUUUAUUAAAUUACUUUUUGUUUAACUGCAAAUAUGCCGGUAAUUUCACCUCUCUGCUCAAUUCUAUGUUCUUAAUGAUUCUUUUAUCAAAAUUAUUUAGAAAUAAUAGAGUUCUACUGAUUGUAACUGAUUGAAUACAUACAUAGUUUUGUCAUGCAUUCAUGAUUUACAUAAUCCAGCGAGUUUUUAAAACCUUCCCUUGAAGUGCAAGCAAAAGAUUUAGAAAGUAAAAAUUUUAAAGUAUUUUUUUUCCCUUCAGAUCUCCUAUCUAUAGCAUGGUACUGACAGGUGAUACAUUUGUGGCCACUGGUGAUGAUGAAGGAGUACUAAAGGUAAGCUUUAUUUAUUUGUUCACUCUUGUAUUAUUGAGCUGGCCCCAUUUUAAAAUAUAAAAAUAAUACAUUUAUUUCUUAUGUUAUUUUCAUUGAUAAUUAUUUCUUCUGUUUUACUGACUGGCUGGAAAGCUUAACAUCUCUUUAGGCUUAGCUCAGCCAAAGGCUAGACUUGCCUUGCUUACUAAUUUAAUCAUGUCAGACUUGACAUUUUAAGUACCGGUACCGGAAUGAAAUUGUACGUUUUUUGUGCAAAAAUAAGAACAAUUUUCAUCAAUGGAUGGGAACUGAGUAUUUGGUAUAAAGGGUAUACUGCUGAGUUAUAUAACAUACCUCUUCAUAGAAAGGCUAUUUGUGUAUAUCGUGCAAGACAAAAUUGGACUCUUAAUUUGACCAGGGUAUGCUGAAUUUUUAAAAAAAUGAGGCUAAAUGUUGAAGUAAUCUGAAGCAAGCUCAGAAUCUGGAUGGAUAGAUAGAUAUAUUGUAUUGCAUGCAUACCAUCUUUUGUGUUUGCCCAAUUUUACAGCAAUCUAAUCUAAUUUUUAUUUCAAUAGGUCUGGGAUAUGAGAACCAAAAAUGCCACAAUGGAAAUGAAGGAGUGUGAUGAUUUUAUCAGUGACAUGGUUGUAGAAGACAAUAAGAAAAUUAUUCUUGCUGCAAGGUAAAAUAUAUAAACACAAAGUACCAAACUGAUAUUUGAUUACUUUACAACAAAAUGAUUGGCCCUUGAAACAAAUUAUUUGCUCACCAGAUGGACACUGUAUUGUAUUCUUAUUUGAUCAUAAAAACCACUGCACAUUAAAAAAUUGUGUUUUUUGUUUUUAGAAAAGCAUUUAUAAAUAUGUUGAUUUUCACCAAUUUAUAACAUCAAAAGCCUAUUGCUUUUUUAAAGUCCAAAGUAGUAGUUGUUCGGAGUCAUUUAAAUACUUAAAUUCUAAACACUGUUUUUACAGUGGUGAAGGCACUUUGACAGCUUUCAACAUCCGCAGGAAAAGAAUGGACUGUCAGUCAGAGCUUUUUGAUUCAGAAUUACUCUGCUUGACAAAAAUGAAGGUUUGUUAUUAUUAUUUUGUAAUGUGUUCUUUAUGUAAUAGAAAUUUUGUAAUGAAUUUUUAGUACUCCAGAGAUACUGUAUGUUUUUAAAACUAGAUUUUAUAUCUAGGAUAUAAUCAAGAUGUACCCAUGCAGCACUUUUACUUAGAGAUAAAAUUAAAUUCUAAUACUAUAUGCUUGACAUUUGAAUUGGUUUUAUUCAACAGGGUGGUCGAAAACUUGUUUGUGGCACAGGAGAAGGCGUGUUGAAUGUUUUUAACUGGGGACAAUGGGGUAACAUCAGUGACAGAUUUCCUUGUGGAGACACACAGGUUGACAGUUUAGUGCCCAUCACAGAUGAUGUUUUAUGUAUAGGAACUAAUGAUGGAUUUAUUAAGUAAGUUUGUUUUAUUUUUUAAAAUUCUAAAAUAUUGAUGGCCUAAAGAGCUUGAUAGAAAUGGUAUAAUCUUUUUAAUUUAUAUCUGUCAUAUGCUCUAGAUCAGUGGUUCUCAUAUUGGGAUUGCCCCAGGAGGUACUGAAACGGUUAAUAGCUUUAAAGGGGCACUGUUGAAUUGUAUCAGGUUAAAAAAUGUAAAGAAAGAAUGCACACUGUUUAUAUUUAUAUUUUCUGAAUGACAUAAGAGCAAGUCAGAGAUUAUAUUUUUAAGGUACAUGAGGAGAGAAAAUUCCUUUGAUUUCAAUGUCAAAUAGAAGCACCAGCUGCCAUUAACUAAAACACAUAUACACAUAAGGAGGCACUGUGAACAGACAACACUAGUGGUUCCAAUAAUAAAUUGGCUUUACAAAUGUGACUGUCAAGCAUGUUUUGCAAUGCCCAUUGAAGAAAAAACACUGAUUAGUGAUAGCUUGCAUGCAUCAUGUAUUACAUCUCGCUGCAGACUGCUAAAUCUGGAAUGUCAUGAUAACCGGUUAAGUAUUUAGUGAGGUCUGGGUGGUAUCAAACUUUAUGCUUCUGAGAGUGUGGAAGAUAAUAUUUGUAAAGCAAACGUAAGAAAAUAGAGCUUGCAUGACAUUGGAUUUACUUCAAAGCCAAUGAAACUUUGCACACUGUUUUUGUAUGCUUUGUAAAAGAUGAAAGUUUGGAUGAAGAAGUGAAAGACUGCUUGAAACAGUUAUUAAUCCAGUGUCAAUAGUUUAUGUUGCUGAACAUUUCUUUAAAGACAAGUAAAGUCUGUUGAAUAACUUAUUUUUACAGUUGGUGUAGCCCCAGUAAUGCAUUAUUGCUAUUUUCAAUGUGCUGUUCAUUUGAAAAGCAUAGCUAACAGUCUUAAUCAUUAAUAGUGUCAGGUGGAGCCAGCGAAGUAACUCAUGAUGGCAUGCUCAAAUCAUUAAAUAGUUAUUAUUGUAGUAAUUUGAAUUAAAGUCCAUGGUCUUAUAUUCAGAAGCUCUAUUUAAGCUUUUAAUGCUUCAUACCAAAGUUUAGAAGAUUUCAAAAUGCAAGUUGUUAGAAACAGUUUUGGGGAUUUUUGAAGACACCAAUACUUGCUGACCUCAAAAAACUAGACACACUAUUUUUCUCUUUAUUCUGCCCUGGUUUUAAUGCUGUCAUAAAAUUUUGAUCCAAGCAAAGAAAUUGAGUUUAGAUUUCAGAAAGUGGGAAUUUUAAAACAGACAUUAAAAAAAACAAGUCCAUCCAUCACGUUUAUAAUAUUAUUGCAUUGGAAAUGGUAGAUAUUUAAGAUUCUUGAUGCAUAAUUGAUAGACAAAGGCUGAGAACCACUGAUCAAAGGCUUAUUUUGAAGAAAAAAGGUAAUCUACCACUUCAGUGUCGGUUAUGAACAAAUCUUGUUCCUGUUUGAAGUGCUAUUUAAAGGUUUAUUCUUUUAUUGAUGCCCAUAAAGUCGAGAAGGCCACUGGGUUUUGGGUGGCAUAGAAAGAGAGUGGCAGCUGUUUCUCGUUAAAGUGCUAGACCGAUGUGCCAUCAUGUUACAGGAGAGCCUACAGAGAUAUAUUCUUUCAGGGUUACUGAUUGUAUUAGAUGAAUGGGCGGCUUAUGCAAACAUAAGCCAGAUCAGACACGAAUCUACAAACACACCGAUGUUGUUCAUUAAAAAAUUUUUGUCAAUCCAAAUUACACUGGUGUCCACUCACAGACUUGUUAAAAUAUGUGGAUGCACACAAAGCGCAAGCUGAAAAGACUGUUUGCCACAAGCCGUGAGCUUUUCCCUUCAUAUUUGCAUGAGUUCAUGUCUCGCAAUCAUUGAUAUAAACUCAAGCUCUGUUUUCUUUCCACACAUUAAAUUGUUAAAAAUUUUAUUUGAAGAAUGAUUAAAUUGUUCUAUUUAAAAAUGUUGUCUGUUAUAUUAUAUAUGUGCUGAAAUGAAUAUGCACAAUGUCAUAAAAAACAUCGCCAUUUUUAUAGAUCAAUAAAAAAAAAUUCAUCUUAUCAAUAGUAACAAUAACCAUUUUUAAAUAGCACUUCAAACUGGAACAACAUGAUUUCUUUCAUAACCGACUCGGAAAGUACCCCAAAAAUAUAUAUAUAUUUGUUGUUCUUAAAAAUAGUAAUUAAAAAAAAUAAGAAUUGUUAUAUAUCAUUUUAGAUGUUUAUAAAAGAACCAUAUUUUUCUUUAUUUUGACAGAGCAGUUCAUGUGCUACCCAACAGAGUUUUAGGUAUUGUUGGUCAGCAUGAGGGGGAUUUCCCUGUAGAGUCUCUGUGUAUGACCGCUGAUAAUAUGUGCAUUGCCAGCUGUUCACAUGAUCAACGGGUUAAAUUUUGGAACAUAGAAGAGCUGAAAAGUCAAACUGUUGAUACUAGUAAAAAAGCUGUGAAAAAGGCAAAAACACUGGUCAAGUUUAGUAAAGCCAAGAAAAAUGAUUUCUUCUCUGGCCUGGUGGAAACAAAUGCUGAACAGAAUGAUGGAAAUUCAGAUGAAGAUAGUGAUGAUGAUUCUGACUAAACUGUUUUAAUUUAUGUAUAAUCCUCAUGUAUAUUUAUGUCAAUUAAAUUAAAAUGACAGAAAUAAAAAUGAAUUAAUUUAUUAAUUUUAUUCUGAGCAAAUAAAAAAUACAUUUAAUAAAACAAGUUUGCCAACAUGAAUUGAAUUAUCUUAUAACUUAAAAAUAAUAGAAAUUCAUUGGCAAUAGAUUUGUUAUGACAUAAACACAAUUUUUAAUCAUGUCAUGCCAAUCGAUGAAUUUAAAACAAAUGAGUAAUUUUCUAAUUAACAAUAACACUUUAAUUUUAAAUUAUGAUAAACAAUAUGAUAAACUUUUCAUUCUGUUGAUAUUCCAAAAUCGGGAUGCUGUAAAACUUUUUACGGUAAUAAGGGGAGAGACUGCAAUCAGGUUAGCGAAAUAGGAAAUGAGUAAAACAAAGUAGGUGAGAGAUUAAAUAGGGAAAUAAAAGAGAAGUUAGUCCACUGACUAUGGAACCUUGACACCACAUGGCAUGAACGUCAUGUCUUUAUUCACAGCUUGAGCUAGCUCUGCCCCUCCACGCCACAACCAAUCGCAGUGGACUAGCUUCUCCUUCCUUUCCCUCUUCCCUAUUUAAUCUCUCACCUACUUAUUUUCUGUCACAAUUCUUUUGCUGCCCUCUCAGAUACUACUUCUCAACUAAGUGCUAUAUUUUUUCAAUUUUAUUCUGUUUUUUUCUGUUGUUUGUUGCUGACGAAGGCUUCCUGGCGACACUUUCGUU